AGCAGCAGAGCCCCGAGGGAGAGCGGGCCCCGACGGCGCGCUCCCCCGUUUAUCCGCGGCACGCAGGCCCCGCGCAGGGGUCGGGGGGCGGAGGCGCAGCCCUCGGGUGCACGGGGCCCCGGGGCGGCUAGCCAUGACUUUCGGGCGCAGCGGGGCGGCCUCGGUGGUGCUGAACGUGGGCGGCGCCCGGUAUUCGCUCGCCCGGGAGCUGCUGAAGGACUUCCCGCUGCGCCGCGUGAGCCGGCUGCACGGCUGCCGCUCGGAGCGCGACGUGCUCGAGGUGUGCGACGACUACGACCGCGAGCGCAACGAGUACUUCUUCGACCGGCACUCGGAGGCCUUCGGCUUCAUCCUGCUCUACGUGCGGGGCCACGGCAAACUGCGCUUCGCGCCGCGGAUGUGCGAGCUCUCCUUCUACAACGAGAUGAUCUACUGGGGCCUGGAGGGCACGCACCUCGAGUACUGCUGCCAGCGCCGCCUCGACGACCGCAUGUCCGACACCUACACCUUCUACUCGGCCGACGAGCCCGGCGCGCUGGGCCGCGAUGAGGCGCGCCCCGCCGGGGCCGAGGCAGCUCCCUCCAGGCGCUGGCUGGAGCGCAUGCGGCGGACCUUCGAGGAGCCCACGUCGUCGCUGGCCGCGCAGAUCCUGGCCAGCGUGUCCGUGGUGUUCGUGAUCGUGUCCAUGGUGGUGCUGUGCGCCAGCACGCUGCCCGACUGGCGCGCCGCGGCCGCCGACAACCGCAGCCUGGAUGACCGGAGCAGGAUAAUUGAAGCUAUCUGCAUAGGUUGGUUCACUGCCGAGUGCAUUGUGAGGUUCAUCGUCUCCAAAAACAAGUGUGAGUUUGUCAAGAGACCCCUGAACAUCAUUGACUUACUGGCAAUCACUCCAUAUUACAUCUCCGUGCUAAUGACAGUAUUUACAGGCGAGAACUCUCAACUCCAGAGGGCUGGAGUCACCUUGAGGGUGCUCAGGAUGAUGAGGAUUUUUUGGGUGAUUAAACUUGCCCGUCAUUUCAUUGGUCUUCAGACACUGGGUUUGACUCUCAAGCGAUGUUACCGAGAAAUGGUUAUGUUACUUGUCUUCAUCUGUGUUGCCAUGGCAAUCUUUAGUGCACUUUCUCAGCUUCUUGAACAUGGGUUGGACCUGGAAGCAUCCAACAAGGACUUCGCCAGCAUCCCUGCUGCCUGCUGGUGGGUGAUUAUCUCUAUGACUACAGUUGGCUAUGGAGAUAUGUAUCCUAUCACAAUGCCUGGAAGAAUUCUUGGAGGAGUUUGUGUUGUCAGUGGAAUUGUUCUAUUGGCAUUACCUAUCACGUUCAUCUACCAUAGCUUUGUGCAGUGUUAUCAUGAGCUCAAGUUUAGAUCAGCUAGAUAUAGUAGGAGUCUCUCUGCUGAGUUCCUGAAUUAAUGCAUUGCAAAUCAAUUCUCGCAUACACUUCACUCCAUGGAAAGAGUGGAUGCUACUUCAUAUUCAUGUGUUUCUGGCAGGGUGAACAAGGUAGUACCAUUAUCCUCAUCUUACUAGGGCAGAAGUGAUCCUUCCCAGCUGAAGGGCGGAAGUUACCUAUUUGGGGAUGAAUAGGAUUGAGACUGCAGAAGAAGAGUAAUGGCACCUAGGGUGAACCUGCAGGCAAUGAUUUUAUUUGGACUUGUCUCUUCCUUGCCUUGAACAAUUAACUGCUUUUCCUUUUUAAAUACAUUGUUUGAACACUUGAAAACAGAAAGGUACUAGUUUCCAAAUGUUUUGCCAUCUUAACGAAUUCAGAAGAAGCUUGGAACUUGGUGUUAUAUUUUGAGACUAACAUUUUCGUUUCUAAAUGUUUUAUAAUUUCUCAUAUCAAUGUCAGAAGCACCCUAGAAACAUAUGUCACAUUCAAGAACUGUUUAACAAAUACUUUAAAAAUUUGGCCAAAAUUUAAACUGUAUAAUGGAGCUAGAUACAAGCACGAAUAUUAUUUGAAAAAGUUAUUUGUGCUUACCUAUCCUUUAUUUUAUUUUUGUGCUUGUUAUUCACCUAAUUGUAUCAUUUCCUGGAAGCUUGAGUAUAUUCUCCCUUUUCUGUCCUGUAUUUCUUUUUUCUCUUUAUGAAAAUGACUUCAGAAAAGUACAUGGAAUAGAAAGAACUUGUAUCACUUAGCAUUUUAUUGGAUAAUAGUAGAAUUCGUUGCUGUGAAAUGAUAAUAGUGCUAACAUUCAGAUGUCCAAACAAGAAUACUUCCAACAUAAAAAUGAUAGAAGUAGUUUGAUAUUAUCAACAUUACAGCCCACAUUUGUCUUCUUCUGCUCUUAACAUUCCCCCCAAACACCAUGAACUUAAUUAAGACUUAGGUGAAAGGAUAUUUGUAUAGUCUUUGAUACCAAAGUUAUAUUUACAUAUUGUCACUGGAUUGUCAUAAAAAGAAAUAGUUUUAUACUCUUAGUUGCUGUGUAGUUAAGUGAAUUUUCAGCCUGCUAAAAGCAAUGAGUAUAAAGUUAUUUGACUUGAUCUCCACCAUUGUGAGUCACAGCUCAUUCAAACUCUUCUUGUAGGAAUAUUGAGUAAUAUAGCUUAUUACUCUACCUCGAUUGUUAAUACUAGGCAGUGUAAAGAGAGGAUUUUUAGUGCAAAAUCUUAGCAAUAUGAAUUACAACUUUGCUUUCUUAACUAGUUGCUGUAAAGACAUAUAAACAAAACCACAUAUUUAUGAAUAAUUUAGUGUACACUCUGUAAUUAUUGGGGUGGAGGAAAGAGAGGUUAGGUUGGGCAAGGAUCUAUCUGUAUUUAUCAAAGAAAAGGUUGCCUGAAUUGUUCACUAAAAGAACAUUAGCUCCCAACUAGUUCAAGUUCUGACUAUCAUAGGUAGAAAAAUAGGGCAAAAGAGUAUCAUGAUGAAGGAGUUAGGGUUAAAACCUAUUUCCAGAAUCUAGUACAGUAGUUUAUUCUUCCCACACCUCUGGAUUUUGACAGGGGCCACAUUUUUCUUCAUCACUGUCAUUGCCAAAGUAAUCAUAGCCAAAUGAUUUCUUUUUCCCUAAGAGUUUCCCUGAGUUAUGUGAUAUUUUGGCCUUUGAAAAUCUUACCUCAUUUUUCUCUACUAGUGUGCUUUUUCUUCACACACCCAAAUUCUGUUAUUAUGUAUUUAUUAUAUUUUCUCUUUUAAUUCAGUGGAUUUUGUGUGUGUGUGUGUGUGUGUGUGUGUGUGUAUGCACACAUGUACGCACACACAUGCUAGAGAUUGCCCCUGGGCCUUGUGUAUGCUGUAUGAGUGCUCUGCCACUGAGAUACACACCCAAUUCCUCAAUAGAAUUUUUUAAAUUGCAAAACUUCAGUCCUGUAUUCAUUCAUGCAUAUUGAAAUAAGUACACGCAUUUCAUUGUUAGCAUUGCAUCAUUUAGAAGAGGUAGGCUGAGAAGCCAUCUCAGAAUAGGAAGUAACAUGGGUUGCAGCUUUAAUGGAAUGUUCUGGAAAAGUUCCAGUUUGGUCAAGGAAGGUUGCAUACACUUCUCUGUUCAGCAUGCACUCAAUAUGGUGUUUUGCUUCCUGCAUCUCCAGAGCCAUCUGUACUCACAGGAAUGGGCAUGUCAGUUCUGCCCUGAAAGGAAACCAAUGAGUUACUUCCCCAGUUGCAGUGUAUUCUUCCAUAGAUUUGAAAUGUCAUCCACAAGCUUUCAUGUCAUCUCAUUCUCUGAUUGUGUCUACAAUUUCAGAUUUUCCAGUUCUUCUAGGCAUUCCUAAAAACCACUUAAACUUUUGACCAUUACUGUAGACUCAAUGGCCAUUUUAGGGAAUUAUAGUUAAUGAUCUUCUUUUAUGUUAUAAUUUAGAUGAGUUUAAUAUAGCGGCUUUCAUUGGAGUUCUAUGAUUUAUAUUUAAAAACUAUCAACAAUGCUAACUCAAGUAUAGUCAAAGCAUAAAGGAUAUUUAGGGGGAUACAAGCCAUAGGGAAUAUUCUUUUUAUUUGUUUUGUUUUGUUGAGACAAGGUCUCUUCCAGACAGGCCUAGAAAAUGUGCUAUGUAGUAGUUCAGACUAGCCUCCAGCUUUUUUCCUGUGGUCCAAGCCUCCUGAAUGCUGGAAUUACAGGGUUCAUGUUCAGCUAGCAGGAUUUUCAUUCAUGAAACUUGUAAAUUCAUUACAGGGAUAUUACUGUCUUAACUGUACUGAGUCUUCCAGUCCAUGAACAUGAGACAGCUUUCCAUUUACUUAGGUCUUCUUUCAUUUCUUUCAAUGCUUUAUAGUUUUCAGUAUGCAAGUCUUGCCCUUUAAA
Perognathus longimembris pacificus (Pacific pocket mouse) is the source of this 4248-nucleotide messenger RNA. It is a transcript of the gene Kcng3, whose product is annotated as potassium voltage-gated channel modifier subfamily G member 3. Gene Ontology annotation, biological process: protein homooligomerization; potassium ion transmembrane transport. The coding region runs from base 134 to 1411 and encodes 425 amino acids. NCBI's taxonomy places the organism in Eukaryota, Metazoa, Chordata, Mammalia, Rodentia, Heteromyidae. The record is from RefSeq and is a predicted model, not a curated record. The transcript has 2 exons. Gene Ontology annotation, molecular function: protein binding; delayed rectifier potassium channel activity. Gene Ontology annotation, cellular component: voltage-gated potassium channel complex; membrane.